Molecule: messenger RNA, 3115 nt
Organism: Mandrillus leucophaeus (drill)
Lineage: Eukaryota; Metazoa; Chordata; Mammalia; Primates; Cercopithecidae
Gene: YES1
Product: YES proto-oncogene 1, Src family tyrosine kinase
Exons: 12
Coding region: 181-1812 (543 amino acids)
Biological process (GO): innate immune response; cell differentiation; protein phosphorylation
Cellular component (GO): extrinsic component of cytoplasmic side of plasma membrane
Molecular function (GO): signaling receptor binding; non-membrane spanning protein tyrosine kinase activity; ATP binding
Source: RefSeq, a predicted model, not a curated record
UGCGGAAGCAUAGUGCUGAGAAGCAGCCAGCCAAAAACACUCAACCCCGUCCUCCCCCGCAAAAACAAGUCCCAAAGCCCUGGGCACUACGGAGAGCCGGGCCAAGGAAAAGAGAAAGGCAGAGGGGCGGAAUCGGGGCGCCCCAUUCAAUCCCCGCGGCAGCCGAGCGUCGAUUUGAUAAUGGGCUGCAUUAAAAGUAAAGAGAACAAAAGUCCAGCCAUUAAAUACAGACCUGAAAAUACUCCAGAGCCUGUCAGUACAAGUGUGAGCCAUUAUGGAGCAGAACCCACUACAGCGUCACCAUGUCCGUCAUCUUCAGCAAAGGGAACAGCAGUUAAUUUCAGCAGUCUUUCCAUGACACCAUUUGGAGGAUCCUCAGGGGUAACACCUUUUGGAGGUGCAUCUUCCUCAUUCUCAGUGGUGCCAAGUUCAUAUCCUGCUGGUUUAACAGGUGGUGUUACUAUAUUUGUGGCCUUAUAUGAUUAUGAAGCUAGAACUACAGAAGACCUUUCAUUUAAGAAGGGUGAAAGAUUUCAAAUAAUUAACAAUACGGAAGGAGAUUGGUGGGAAGCAAGAUCAAUCGCUACAGGAAAGAAUGGUUAUAUCCCAAGCAAUUAUGUAGCGCCUGCAGAUUCCAUUCAGGCAGAAGAAUGGUAUUUUGGCAAAAUGGGGAGAAAAGAUGCUGAAAGAUUACUUCUGAAUCCUGGAAAUCAACGAGGUAUUUUCUUAGUAAGAGAGAGUGAAACUACUAAAGGUGCUUACUCCCUCUCUAUUCGUGAUUGGGAUGAGGUAAGGGGUGACAAUGUGAAACACUACAAAAUUAGGAAGCUUGACAAUGGUGGAUACUAUAUCACAACCAGAGCACAAUUUGAUACUCUGCAGAAAUUGGUGAAACACUACACAGAACAUGCUGAUGGUUUAUGCCACAAGUUAACAACCGUGUGUCCAACCGUGAAACCUCAGACUCAAGGUCUAGCAAAAGAUGCUUGGGAAAUCCCUCGAGAAUCUUUGCGACUAGAGGUUAAACUAGGACAAGGAUGUUUUGGCGAAGUGUGGAUGGGAACAUGGAAUGGAACCACAAAAGUAGCAAUCAAAACACUAAAACCAGGUACAAUGAUGCCAGAAGCUUUCCUUCAAGAAGCUCAGAUAAUGAAAAAAUUAAGACAUGAUAAACUUGUCCCACUAUAUGCUGUUGUUUCUGAAGAGCCAAUUUACAUUGUCACUGAAUUUAUGUCAAAAGGAAGCUUGUUAGAUUUCCUUAAGGAAGGAGAUGGAAAGUAUUUGAAGCUUCCACAGCUGGUUGAUAUGGCUGCUCAGAUUGCUGAUGGUAUGGCAUAUAUUGAAAGAAUGAACUAUAUUCACCGAGAUCUUCGGGCUGCUAAUAUUCUUGUAGGAGAAAAUCUUGUGUGCAAAAUAGCAGAUUUUGGUUUAGCAAGGUUAAUUGAAGACAAUGAAUACACAGCAAGACAAGGUGCAAAAUUUCCAAUCAAAUGGACAGCUCCUGAAGCUGCACUGUAUGGUCGGUUUACAAUAAAGUCUGAUGUCUGGUCAUUUGGAAUUCUGCAGACAGAGCUGGUAACAAAGGGCAGAGUGCCAUAUCCGGGUAUGGUGAACCGUGAAGUACUGGAACAAGUGGAGCGAGGAUACAGGAUGCCCUGCCCUCAGGGCUGUCCAGAAUCCCUCCAUGAAUUGAUGAAUCUGUGUUGGAAGAAGGACCCUGAUGAAAGACCAACAUUUGAAUAUAUUCAGUCCUUCUUGGAAGACUACUUCACUGCUACAGAGCCACAGUACCAGCCAGGAGAAAAUUUAUAAUUCAAGUAGCCUAUUUUAUAUGCACAAAUCUGCCAAAAUGUAAAGAACUUGUGUAGAGUUUCUACAGGAAUCAAAAGAAGAAAAUCUUCUUUACUCUGCAUGUUUUUAAUGUAAACUGGAAUCCCAGAUACGGUUGCACAAAACCACUUUUUUUCCCCCAAGUAUUAAACUCUAAUGUACCAAUGAUGAAUUUUCCAACGUAUUUCAGGGUCCAAAGAAAAUAGAGCUAAGAUACUGAUGACAGUGUGGGUGAUAGCAUGGUAAUGAAGGGCAAUGAGGCUACUGCUUAUAAAUCAUUUCCUUUCUUUUUUUCCCCACAGAAUUGCUCAAAGAAAAUUAUUUAUUGUUACAGAUAAAACUUGAGAGAUAAAAAGCUAUACUGUAAUAAAAUCUAAAAUUAAGGAGUACAUGGGACCAAAUGAUUCCAUUCCAGUUUUUAAAGUUUCUUGCAUUAUUCUCAAAAGUUUUUUCUAAGUUAAACAGUCAAUAUGCAAUCUUAAUAUAUGCUUUCUUUUGCAUGGACAUGGGCCAGGUUUUUCAAAAGGAAUAUAAACAGGAUCUCAAACUUGAUUAAAUGUUAGACCACAGAAGUGGAAUUUGAAAGUGUAAUGCAGUACAUUAAUGUUUAUAUUCAUGGAACUGAGAGAAUAAGAAGUUUUCCACUUCAGUCCUUUUCUGAGGAGUUUGUCUUAGAAUAAUGAAGGUAACUAGAAAGUGAGUUAAUCUUGUAUGAGGUUGCAUUGAUCUUUUAAGGCAAUAUAUAAUUGAAACUACUGUCCAAUGAAAGGGGAAAUGUUUUAAUCUUUAGAUAGCAUUCUAAGUAAGACCCAGCAUUUAAAAAGCCCUUUUAAAAAAAUAGAUUUGGUACUGUGAGAUAUUGCUAAUAUGUCCUUAUGGGGAUGGGUGCCACAAAUAGAAAAUAUGACCAGAUCAGGGAUUUGAAUGCACUUUUGCUCAUGGUGAAUAUAGAUGAACAGAGAGGAAAAUGUAUUUAAAAGAAAUACGAGAAAAGAAAAUGUGAAAGUUUUACAAGUAGAGGGAUGGAAUGUAAUGUUUAAUGUUGAUGUCAUGGAGUGACAAAAUGGCUUUGCUGGCACUCAAAGCUCCUCACUUAGCUAUGUUCUGAGACUUUUAAGAGUUAUAAGGUAUAACUAUAAAACUAAUUUUUCUUACACACUAAAUGGGUAUUUGUUCAGAAUAGUGAAGUUACGGCUUCACAUUCAUUCCUGUGGGAUAUGACUUUAAUGUAAAACAUUUUUAGGACUCCAGUUUUCAAAUAAUGUUUGAAUCUACUUUCGCUUUU